This is a messenger RNA of Fonsecaea erecta, 2259 nucleotides long. RefSeq lists its product as hypothetical. Gene Ontology annotation, biological process: regulation of transcription by RNA polymerase II. The transcript is spliced from 3 exons. Gene Ontology annotation, cellular component: nucleus. Gene Ontology annotation, molecular function: DNA-binding transcription activator activity, RNA polymerase II-specific; RNA polymerase II cis-regulatory region sequence-specific DNA binding. The record is from RefSeq and is a predicted model, not a curated record. The coding region runs from base 1 to 2259 and encodes 752 amino acids. NCBI's taxonomy places the organism in Eukaryota, Fungi, Ascomycota, Eurotiomycetes, Chaetothyriales, Herpotrichiellaceae.
AUGUCUCCAAAUCUACGCCCGUCUGGGCAUUGCGACGACCAUGCCGACAACGCUGACUAUUUCGCCAGAGCCUUUGAAGGCCAGCAGCCCGAGGUGAAGGAGCAGGAUGCCACUCCCAAACCAUUUUCCGACGCCUGGAGGUUUACUCCCUCCCUCAUGGAUCCCAACUCGUAUGCCUUUAGUGCCUUCGCCAACCAACCUCCGGGAUACUACACUCCUACACCUGGUGGCUUUGGAACCCUCUACCACCCUCAAGCGGGCGACCUUCACACGCCCGGCAUGGGAAUGAAUACCCCUCUAUCACUACCGCACUCGGUCCACGGGCUACACGCACAGGACCACUUGAUGCAUCUCCAGCACUUCAAUCCGCACCUCCUACACCAGCCUCACCCAUUUCAGGAUCCUUUCCAUCCUCAGCCACCCCCUAUUCAUGUCCCUUCGCAGCAACCACAGGUGUAUGCUCCUCAGCAGUUCCUGCAACAUCAGGACUCUGGCUAUGUCGCCAUGGACGAGACUCCUCAUAAGACAACUCCGACACAGCCCGACAUAGGCAUUGAGCAGCAGACUAUCAACCAACCUAUGCGACCGUCUAUUUCUGGAAGCGCUGCCUUGACCAGUCUACCUCCGGGACAGAAAUUUCGAUUUCACACGACGUUGAACGCCCCCACAGCGAUGGUCCGCCAUGCGGAUGAAAUCCCCAUCACGUACCUCAACAAAGGCCAGGCUUACACCAUGUCAAUUUGGGACACCGCUCCUCCCACACGGCAGAACACUCCUCUCAAGUAUCGUACUUACGUCCGCGUGUCCUUCGAAGACGAACAGCAAAGGGCGCGACCCGGCGCAUGUUGGCAGCUCUGGAAGGAAGGCCGCGGGUCGAACGAAGCCCACCAGCGAGGCGGGAGACUUCUGGCUGUGGAAUUCGUCGAACCAAAUCCGAGUGGAGAGGAUGACCUGCGGAAACCUCCAGCUGUGCAAAUUGAGAAAGCCUCCUUCGAUGGUUUCGCAGUAACUUGGUCACCAAAUUCCGUCAAUGGGAGUCCCGAUUGUUCCAUAUCAGUUCGUUUCAACUUCUUGUCGACAGACUUCAGCCACUCUAAGGGAGUCAAGGGCAUACCAGUCAGACUCUGUGCCAAAACUGAGCUGCUCACUGCGCAGCCAAGCAGUAGCAACAAGCCGGAGGUGUGCUAUUCCAAGGUCAAGCUUUUCCGUGAUCAUGGCGCAGAGCGCAAACUCUCAAACGACGUCGCACAUGUGAAGAAAACAAUCGACAAGCUCAAACAGCAGAUCGCCCAAGCUGAAGCAGGCGUGGGAAGCGCCACAAAGAGGAGGAGAAGCAGCUCAAUCGCAAAAGCCUCAACAUCCAAAGCUGGAAAAGUUAUGAAACACAAGCGGACCUGGUCUGUCGACUCAGAAGCAGAGGGCGUCAAGUUCUCCGCGGAAGAGGACCUUCAAAUGAAGCUGAUCAGCAUGCAAGAUAUGUUUUCGUCGACAAGACCUAUCAGCAUUUUGUUUUUGCCUGGUGCACCCGAAGAUGAUCCGGAUCUGUACCCCGUCAAACUACCCGGAGACGACCCUGAAGGCAGAGAAAUCGUGCGGACCGGGACGUGGGAGUCGAGACAGAGUGCAUCUGAUUCCCCCACGUCAAAUGCUGGUUCACCAUCUUCGAGCUCAGCCUCACAGGCCACCCCGAAGAGAAAAUUUUCCGACCUGCAGCAGACUGCCAUCCUGGAAGAGGGCGAAAGCGAGUACGAUCACGAUCACGCCGGAGGCGUCUCCAGGUCGAGGCCGGUGAAAAUUCCCAAAACCGAGGAGGAACCUGUCACUAGACAGGAGCUUUUUGCUGUUGAUGUGGACAGCAACUAUCUGCCCCCUGUGGAACGGCCCAUCCGGCCAGUUGCGUGCUUCUACGUGCGCCAAAAAGAUGCAGCCAAAGAAUACUAUCGCGCAGUCUACUUGAUGCAGCGUACUGUCAAAGACCUGGUCAACAAUAUUGCAACGAAAUUCCAGAUCGAUCCUCAGAGAGUUACUCAGGUCACACAUGUCAAUUCUCGCGGGCUUCACAUCAUCGUAGACGAAGAUGUUGUAAGAGAACUUCCCGAGGGACAAGAUAUGAUUGUUGAAUUCACGCCGCUCGACGCCGAUCAGCCGGUCAAAAACGAAUUCAUCGCGCCCACCGCGGCAGAAGUGAAGGUCGACAGCGAGAUACCACCUACGGAGUCAUUUGUUUCGGACCCGUUGGAGAUGUGGUUGAACUAUUGA